Mya arenaria is the source of this 2699-nucleotide messenger RNA. RefSeq lists its product as uncharacterized. The record is from RefSeq and is a predicted model, not a curated record. NCBI's taxonomy places the organism in Eukaryota, Metazoa, Mollusca, Bivalvia, Myida, Myidae. Gene Ontology annotation, molecular function: protein binding. The coding region runs from base 58 to 2223 and encodes 721 amino acids. The transcript is spliced from 2 exons.
AAUUAAUGUUUACCAAAUUAGUCAACUGCUGUAAAUCGUAAAUUAUUUUCAGUAAAUAUGGAGCAUAUGGAGCGUGAUCCUGAGGGAAAACAAGCCAUGUCCCUGAGACUGUCCAAGGUGCUCGGUAAUAUCGGGGUCAACAGGAAGAUGGUCAUCGUGAGGAGAAAGACACGGUUGAUCAUGGAAAAGCUUGAAACAGUCUACAAUAAUUCCUGCCGAGGAUAUACCGUACAAAUCAAUUACUUUGGCAGUCAAUCGGAAGGCACGACGACAUUGGGAAUGGAAUCUGAUAUAGAUAAGUUUUGUAAUGACACUGAAACACCUGUACUGCUGGAACUGUCUGACUGGCAGCCUGGACGAAUCUGGAGUCUGCUGGUUCUAAAGAAUGAAAAUUCCCCGCCCCAACACUGCAACCUGCAGAUGCUUAGGCCCGACCGUCCACUACCAGUGACACUUGACAACUUGAUUCCAGUGGAAAUGAAGAAUGAUAUAGAAGUGGACAUAGAUGGGAGGUUGCUGCUUAAAAACACCCGAUUGGACGAACUGACUAGAGCCUAUGGAAAAAACGAAUACAUCAUAAAAGGUCCGUCAAGAAGUGUGGUUAAAGGUUAUGAUAUAGUGUAUGCGCUUUCAUGUACUAGAAGACCAGAUGAAUGCGUGUACCUCUUCCGCAGACCACGACCGGGGCAUUGGCCGAGACCUGCGAUAUUGGAAAAGGCAAGGAAAACUCAAACGUAUUUUGUCCAACAGGGAUAUUCUGAAAGCUAUCAUAAGCAAUUGGAAUGGAGAAUUACUACGCCAAGUAUAGACAGGCUGCUGAUGUUUGAUCUCAAUAUGAUCAAACUUAAGGUAUACACAUUUCUCAAAGUAUUAAGAAUAACAUAUUUUAAGCCCAUGUUUGGUGAUAGGUUAAGCACAUUCCACUUUAAGACAGCCUUCUUUUUCACCGUGGAAACCUAUCCACCUGUGAUCUGGAAAAAGAACAAUCUGCUUCAGUGUGUGAUCUACUGUCUUACCACAUUCGAGCGCUGGUGUAGGAUACAUUAUUGCCCACAUUACACGAUUUCUGGUGUGAACUUGUUUGUAGGCAAACUGAAUAAGUUUGAGCUGCCCAGUAUCUCAGAAAUGUUGUCAGACAUGAUAGAAAACAUAAACAAUUAUGUGGCAGACAUAAAAAUGGACCGAUUGGGUGAGAGAAUGCUACGGUUAACAGGAACCAAACUCCCAAUCGUUAACCUAUCGACAAGACUUGAAAAUAAACUGAACAUACUGCAAGACUGCUUGACGCAACUUCUAAUUAAAUUUCACCACUUAUCAACAAUGUUGGGAGGAGGUUCAAAAGAGGAAAGUGCCAUGCAGCUGAUGAUAAAUUAUUGCAGUUUGGUAGACGCUCACCAUGCAUUCAUACAGGACACUACUGAAAAGGAGUUCGCAAAGGAUGUCUUUUCCAUGUUAAUCAAGUCUUCCAAUGUUGUCUUAGCCUCAUUGCAGGCUUCAGUUUGCAAAAAGUCACAUCAAGAUAUCACAGAAGAAAUAAUCGACCAGUACCAAGCUUCUAUGGAUGUGUCUUCCGGCGGAUUGAAAUUCGCCUCCAUGUUGUACUGCAAUGGUCGCUAUGAGAAGGCAGCUGCUGUAUUAAAACACAUUGAGGAACUAAUGCAUCCAGACGUGUGGCACUUUAGUUUAAGUAAAGGAAGGAUGACCUUUAGACCUAGUCGUAUCUUUCUGAUGAAAGCACUGGACCUACCGCUUUCAACGGUUGUGAAUACAUCAGUUGCACUUAGUGUCACGUUCUGCCGUCAGGAACUAUACUGUUUACCCAAACAUUUAAUAUAUGAGAUGUACAGAACGUUCACACAUACAGACUUCCAACAACGCACAUUUGAUGAAAAUUAUAUGGACGGUGCAAGUAUUGAAUCUGUUCCAUUUCUCUACUUCUUGCAGUAUCUCACAUACAGACAGCUCAGACAAGAUGACAAAAAACGUGCAUCAGUAAGUAAACUUGCAGACUACCUCGAUGAUGAAAGAAAUUGGCAUGGCUAUCUCGAGACAGCAUACAAUACACUGGGUCACUGUUAUGAACUGGAGAACAGACUUGACCUGGCCUGGCAGUGCUACUCUAGAUCACUAAGUGUGUUUCCCUUCAACAAUGCUGCAAGUUGGCACAUGGCAAUUUUAAUGUACAAUCAUUACCGUUCACGUUGCGACAACCAUGCAUUUUAACGCUGUUUAAAAAUUGUUUACUGGUUGCUCAAAACGUUGUGAUGCGAUGAGAGUAGCUCAACAUUUAUAAAGUUGUGACAACGCUAAGGCAUAAUGUUGAUACAGCGUUGUCACAACGUUAUGUGUUUACUGCAUGUUGAUGAUUUAACACAUGUGUGAUCUGAAAUUGCCGAAACGUGCUUUUAUACUAUUAAUUUAAGCAUACUAUCUACACUAUAAACAUUUGAAUAAGGAGGUAAUAAGCCUUUAAUAUUGACUGAUCAAUAAACAUUUGAAAAUGCUUGUAUCAACUUCUAUCUCAAAAUUCUAGAAGAAACCUUAAGAGAGUCAUUGGGCAACUGGCCAGUAUUAUAUAACGUAAAGUUGAUGUUAACAGUGAUUUUUUGAUAAAACAUGUCUGAUUAUUUGGAGGAUAGAAAAUUAUAUAUUUCGAAACUAAUGUUAUGAAUCAUGCACUUAUUAUUGGUAGAGUUGAC